GGAUAAGGAGGCGAGAUACUAUCUACAAUACGAAAUAAGUGUGGAUGCUGGCUGCCUUUGCUACUUCUGAUAUACCUGGUCUCUGGGCGAUUGACUGCUAGAGGAAUUGACCGCAGUCUUGCCUCCUUAUGCCGGGUAUGGCUCGCUUAAAUGAAUCGUCAGCUCCAACAGAGCACAUAGAGGCCUUAAAACGACGGUUUGUGCGACAGAAUCGUGAGAUCGCCCGAGUAAACUCGAUACAGUCCCUCCGCAUUCGCAGCCUGGAAUCUGAAGUCUCUCAUCUCCUCUCAGAAAAUGUCUCGCUUCGGGAGCAAGUAAUAGGUCUUAGCCAGGAGGUAGAGAGAUUUGAGGCUGUCCGGCUACUCCAGCAUGGUGUUUACGACAUCAAGACAAGACUAGACAGCAAGUUGGCGGAGCUGAACAACCUGGUGGCUGACCUUGGCGCACUUCCGCGCACGUUCUACAGCAAAUGUGCAGAGAAUCCUCGAGAUUCGAGCCAACAUCGGGCACUGCCGGAUUGGAAACCGAAGGCUGCUGAUGAUGAGCUCAAUCAUGGGAAAGACGAAGACGGAAGGCUUCCUGUCAUCCUGGAAGACAAAUAUUACCCCAGAAGAACAUUAGAGCCGCAAGAGCUGCAAGAUAUCCGAUAUAACACUGCCGAUAAUCUGCGAUCUCCCACUCCGGAAGAACCUGUAGCCACGCACCCAGACACAGCGGACGACAGCUCCUCUACGAAUGAUACUUCCGAUAUCAUGAAUGCGCAGCAGGCACCAAGACACGUCGAGCACAUAUCGGACGAGGACGAGGCAGUUUUGCCCCCAACUCUUGAAACCAGGAAAAGAAAAAGGCCCAACUUAGCAUCAAAGCAAAUGAUAAGUCCUAGCAUGGAUCACGGGGCAACCUCGAAACGAAACAUCCCUGAGGCUAUCUUUGGCCCAGGAGCCAAGCGCAAAUUUUCGGUGCAUCACGAAGACACAAUAGAAUCGUUAUCGAGAAAUUCCGACGUUCCUCGGACAGGCAUGCAGUCACCUUCAUCGGUGGGCAACAACGAGCAGUCGCUGUCUUCAGAGGCUGAUGAUAGCCCAUCGAGAGGGAAGGCAUCACUUUUGACAGAAGAGGCAAUGAGUCACAGGUUGGCAAAACGGAAAGCAUUGGAGCAUACUAAUGAUGAUGUAGGAAGCACGAACAUGAAUGUGACCAGCCCAACGAAAGCACAUACUACAAUGGUGCAAGAGAAGCACCAGAAGGGCACAUUAUCCUCCGUUGACGAAAAGGAUGGGCAAGUUGGGUUGUCCCAAACACCCCCCGAAAAAAGCACGGAUCUCGAGCAGUCGAGGCAAGAGUUGACGCCUGGACAGUGUCGAAUCUAUCAGUCCACAGAUGAGAAGAAAUUUAACGAAAAUCCCAUGGUUAAAUCUGAGCCCAACUCGCAGUCGUCGACGCUACCAGAAACUGAGAGCGGACCAAGGAGUUUGCCUGAGGUGUCCGGCCCAACAAGGCCUUCCAGGCGUCAGAGAGCCAUUGUGAGCUAUGCGGAGCCAAAUUUACGAGACAAGAUGAGGCGACCUACGAAGGAAUUGAUAGCAGCAGUUGGCGAUCACCCAAGACGAAGCUCUAGCUCUCUCAAUGCACGGCUGGAUUCGAACGAGGAUGAGGACCUGCGCAAGAAUGGGCGAUCGAAUGGUCGAAGACCGCGGAACUCGGAUUCUUCAGGCAAAGAACCUAGAUUAUCGACGACAGAGGCAGCAGCAGAUUCAUCCACCCAGCAAAUGAACUCGGUAUCUCAGAGGAAACGGAAGACUUCUCCGGCAAGCAAGUGCGAUAUGGCACCUGAAGGCAUUCACGAGUCUACAGGGGCAUAUCCUCAUCACUGGGUGGCUGGGAGUAGUAAAGUCGAUGAAGUAAUGGCCGAAGAUGCCAAUUGUCAGACGCAGCCGUCACAGAUGGUUGGUAAUGAUGUUACGAGGAACGUCCCCCCUAUUGAGUGCAAGGCCAGACCUGCUACAGCUCGGAAUUCUAGACGGCAUUCCUCGCAGCCCGAGUCAUCCAGAAAAAGUGAACUUCAACCAGCAAACAACGGCUCUAUAGGCAUAGACAGCCGAGAUGACUCUCCAGCAGAGGCCCGUGCAGGUAAUUCAUACUCGACAAGAUCCCUUGAAGAAUUCGUCAAACCGAGCCUUCCUACACAGAAACCAGAAGCGAGUACUGGAGCAGACUUGUCUACUUCGAGGCUGGCCAAUUCAGGACGGACUAAGCGCGGGCAACGUGCCGCGGCUGCUAUGGCUAGAAGGAAAAGCAUGAUGCUGUGA
This is a messenger RNA of Aspergillus eucalypticola CBS 122712, 2309 nucleotides long. Its product is annotated as shugoshin family protein. The record is from RefSeq and is a predicted model, not a curated record. The transcript is spliced from 4 exons. Gene Ontology annotation, biological process: meiotic chromosome segregation. Bases 129 to 2309 code for a protein of 726 amino acids. Gene Ontology annotation, cellular component: nucleus; chromosome, centromeric region. NCBI's taxonomy places the organism in Eukaryota, Fungi, Ascomycota, Eurotiomycetes, Eurotiales, Aspergillaceae.